AUGAGGCUGUUGAAGGUGGCAACAUGCAAUAUGAAUCAAUGGGCAAUGGACUUCGACGGCAAUAUGAAGAAUAUAAAGGACUCAAUUUCUAGGGCUAAAGAUGCUGGUGCUGUCAUUCGCUUAGGCCUUGAGCUCGAAAUCACAGGUUAUGGAUGCGAAGAUCACUUCUUGGAGCUUGAUACUAUUACUCACGCAUGGGAAUGUUUGAAGGAAAUUUUGGUUGGGAACUGGACAAAUGGCAUAUUAUGCAGCUUUGGGAUGCCUAUUAUUAAAGGAUCGGAGCGUUACAAUUGUCAAGUGUUCUGUAUGAACCGAAAGAUAAUAAUGAUACGACCGAAAAUAUGGCUUGCCAAUGAUGGUAAUUACAGAGAGCUCCGUUGGUUCACUGCAUGGAAGCAAAAAUACCAGAUUGUUGAAUUUCAACUACCUCCUGCUAUCUCAGAAGCCAUAAAUCAAACCACAGUGCCCUUUGGCUAUGGAUUCAUCCAGUUCUUGGACACAGCUGUUGCUGCUGAAAUUUGCGAGGAGCUAUUUUCUCCAGUUCCACCUCAUGCCGAGCUUGCGUUGAAUGGUGUUGAAGUGUUUAUGAAUGCCAGUGGGAGCCACCAUCAACUGCGAAAGCUUGAUCUUCGAAUGCGUGGUUUUAAAGGUGCUACGCAUACUCGUGGUGGAGUUUACAUGUAUAGUAAUCACCAGGGUUGUGAUGGUGGACGCUUAUAUUAUGAUGGGUGUUGUUGUGUUGUUGUGAAUGGAGAUGUGGUUGCGCAAGGCUCGCAAUUUUCAUUUAAAGAUGUGGAGGUUGUCGUUGCUCAAGUGGAUCUUGAUAUUGUUGCUAGCCUUAGGGGAUCUAUGAGUAGUUUUCAAGAGCAGGCAGGCAGCAAAAAAAGAGUCGCGUCUAUUCAAGCACCUUACAAACUUUGCCGAUCAUUCCACUUGGAAGCCCCCAUUUCCAGUCCAAUUAAGAUUAGGUAUCAUGAAGCCGAGGAAGAGAUAGCUUUUGGACCUGCUUGCUGGCUAUGGGACUACUUAAGAAGAAGCGGAGCUUCUGGUUUCCUACUUCCCCUUUCUGGUGGUGCUGAUAGCUCGGCCGUUGCUGCAAUUGUUGGUUGCAUGUGUCAGCUCGUUGUCAAAGAAAUUCACAAUGGGGAUGAACAAGUAAAAGAAGACGCAAUAAGGAUAGCCCAGUAUCCUGAUGGCCAAAUCCCAAGUGAUAGCAAGGAGUUCGCAAAACGCAUUUUUCACACUGUAUACAUGGGAACUGAAAAUAAUUCUGAAGCCUCAAGAUCACGAGCCAAAGUGCUUGCAGAUGAGAUUGGUUCCUGGCAUAUUGAUGUCCGGAUCGAUGGUGUUAUUUCAGCCAUAUUUAUUUGGUUUCACGCAUUAACCGGAAAAUACCCUCGUUUUAAGGUUGAUGGUGGCUCAAAUGCAGAGAACUUGGGGCUGCAGAACAUUCAAGCUCGUAUAAGAAUGGUGCUAGCUUUCAUGUUGGCAUCGCUUAUGCCUUGGGUUCACAAAAAAUCAGGAUUUUAUCUCGUUCUUAGUAGCACUAAUGUCGAUGAAGCAUUGCGUGGUAAUUUAACAAAGCAUGAUUGUAGCUCAGCAGACAUUAAUCCCAUUGGAAGUAUUAGUAAGAUUGAUCUUCGAGCAUUUUUGCGGUGGGCUGCCGUCCAUCUUGGCUACUCUUCCUUGGCCGAGGUUGAACUAGCACCGCCUACUGCUGAACUGGAGCCAAUACGCUCUAAUUAUACCCAGCGAGAUGACGUUGAUAUUGGGAUGACAUAUGAGGAGCUCUCAGUUUAUGGAAGACUGCGUAAGAUUUCUCGUUGUGGUCCAGUAUCCAUGUUUAAGAACCUUUGUCAUAUGUGGGGUUCAAAUUUGACACCGUUACAAAUCGGAGAAAAGGUGAAGUACUUCUUCAAGUACUACUCCAUUAACCGACACAAAAUGACGGUGCUUACACCAUCCUACCAUGCAGAGAGCUAUUCACCAGAGGACAACAGAUUCGAUAUGCGUCAGUUUUUGUACAACUCAAAAUGGCCUUUUCAGUUCCGCAAAAUUACUGAGCUUGUAAAGGAGAUGAAUGAUGAUCACGAAGUUAAAGAACUCUAGUGCAGCAUGCUGAGUUUGCUAACAUACCAAAUGUCAAAGGAGGAUUCUUUUAUGUUUCGAUUUCAAGUUAUUUUUUAUUUUGACAAGGAUUCCAAGUUUUUUUUUUUUUUUUUUUUGACAAUGGGUAAACGCAAGAAAAAACUGGAGGAAGAACCUUAGCUUUUCCUAGCUAAUGUAGCUAGUUUAUGUGCUAAAAAACUUCCUCCCUUUUUACUUUUUUACAACACACAAAAGCAAAACUAUUAGCUAUCAUUCUUAUAUCCUUGAUUAUAUGAUCUAAGUCCUUGUUGGUCUUUUCUGAGCUAAUAAGAGCUCUGAUAAUUUCUUGAUUGUCCGUUUUGAUUAUCAGCUCCGAGCAUCUCCAUUCCAUGUCUUGUAAUGCCCUUAAAACUGCAUAUGCUUCCGUUUGCUCUGCCGAGACUGCGAAAAUUUUUCCCGCAAAUUCUUCUAUUGGGUCAUUAUUGGUAUUUUUCCAUGCUAUGGCUGCUUUCCAUUGUCCCGUUUUGGCGCUCAGCUUCCAUGCUCCAUCAACGACCAAAGUUUGGACCGAGGUCGAAACACUUCUCCCCCAAGUCCAAUUGAGCUCUUUGCUUAAACCCUUCUGGAUGUUUUGAUUGUCUAAAUCUCUACCAGACAUCCGACUCCUAGCUCUUAUGGCAUUUUCC
Messenger RNA from Beta vulgaris subsp. vulgaris (sugar beet), 2774 nucleotides. RefSeq names its product glutamine-dependent NAD(+) synthetase-like. The record is from RefSeq and is a predicted model, not a curated record. NCBI's taxonomy places the organism in Eukaryota, Viridiplantae, Streptophyta, Magnoliopsida, Caryophyllales, Amaranthaceae. Gene Ontology annotation, biological process: NAD+ biosynthetic process. Gene Ontology annotation, cellular component: cytoplasm. Bases 1 to 2109 code for a protein of 702 amino acids. Gene Ontology annotation, molecular function: ATP binding; NAD+ synthase (glutamine-hydrolyzing) activity; glutaminase activity. The transcript is spliced from 13 exons.